Cuscuta campestris is the source of this 1294-nucleotide messenger RNA. NCBI's taxonomy places the organism in Eukaryota, Viridiplantae, Streptophyta, Magnoliopsida, Solanales, Convolvulaceae. The record is from the annotation of a GenBank genome assembly.
UUAAUACUCCCUCUGUUAAUAAAUCAACAUUUGUUUAUUUUCCUUGAUUCCUAUUGACAUUUGAACUAGCCUAUUCUAAAUUUUUUAUUGAAUAAUUUUUUCGCAUACUAUCAUAGAGUAUAGGGUGCGGAAAGGGGUUUGCAUCUCUGAGAACCAGUUUGGUUUCAUGCCUGGCAGAUCGACAACAGAGGCCAUUCAUCUCGUGAGGAGGUUAAUGGAAGAGUAUAGGGCUAGGAAGGACCUUCAUAUGGUGUUUAUUGACCUUGAGAAGGCGUAUGAAAUGGUGCCAAGGGAGGUCUUAUGGAGGUGCCUUGAGGCGAGAGGAGUUCCCAUCGUGUACACUCGCGCGAUCAAGGAUAUGUACGAUGCGGCUAUGACCAGGGUAAGGACUUCCGGGGGCGAUUCAAAUUCUUUCUCGGUAGGGAUGGGGUUGCACCAGGGGUCUGCCCUUAGCCCUUUUAUGUUCGCCUUGGUGAUGGACGUCCUAACUCAAGGUGUUCAAGAAGGGGUCCCAUGGUGCAUGCUUUUCGCGGAAGAUAUUGUGCUUAUCGACGACACACGUGAGGGGCUAAACGAUAAGUUGGAACUAUGGCGCCUUGCCCUUGAGACGAAAGGAUUCAGAAUAAGUAGGAACAAGACUGAAUACAUGGAAUGUCAUUUCAGCGGCCGGGAUACAGAAUCAGAGGUGGAAGUCAGGAUUGACUCUCACCUAAUACCUAAGGUAGACAGGUUUCGUUAUCUUGGCUCGGUAAUCCGGGCUGAUGGGGAGUUAGAUGGAGAUGUUGGAAGAAUGAAAGGUAAGUUCUAUCGAUCCGUAGUGAGGCCUGCUAUGUUAUAUGGGGCAGAGUGUUGGGCGGUUAAGAAGACUCAUGUGUGUCGUCUGCAUGCGGUGGAGAUGCGGAUGUUACGAUGGAUGUGUGGGAAGACAAGGUUGGAUAAGAUUUCGAACGAAGUUAUCCGAUGUCAGGUAGGCAUGGCACCGGUGGAAGAUAAGUUGCGGGAAGCGAGGUUGAGAUGGUUUGGCCAUGUGAGACGGCGGGAUGCUGACGCCCCUGUACGGCGAUGCGAGAGGAUUACAGUUAUCGGGAGAAGUAGGGGAAGACUUAGGAAGAAUUGGAAAGAGGUGAUUAGGCAAGAUUUAGGACUUCUCAACCUGACUGAGGAUAUGGCCUUAGAUAGGAACCUUUGGAAAACUAGGAUUAGACUAGCUGGAUAGGAGCUAGGUGUUGUAGAGGUGGAGCCGGGGGUCUCUUGAAAACAGCCUCCCUACUUCCGAGUAGGGGCAAGGUCUGCG